Molecule: messenger RNA, 812 nt
Organism: Leptonychotes weddellii (Weddell seal)
Lineage: Eukaryota; Metazoa; Chordata; Mammalia; Carnivora; Phocidae
Source: RefSeq, a predicted model, not a curated record
GGGAGAGGCCGGAAGGGACCACCAGGACCCUCACGCCCCUGGGGAGCUGCAACGCGCCCCUUCAGCCCGCCCCUGCCUGAUGCCUGCAGGCUGCUUGGAGGAGACGCCGUGGUGAAGCUGGAGCUCAACGAUUACCUAGACAUCUUCUGCCCGCACUAUGAGGGGCCAGGGCCCCCUGACGGCCCCGAGACGUUCGCUUUGUACAUGGUGGAGCGGCCAGGCUAUGAGGCCUGCCAGGCCCAGGGGCCAGGAGCCUUCAAGCGCUGGGAGUGCGCCCUCCCCUUCGCUCCCUUUGGCCCGGUUCGAUUCUCUGAGAAGAUUCAGCGCUUCACACCCUUCUCCCUUGGCUUUGAGUUCUUGCCUGGAGAGACCUACUACUACAUCUCGGUACCAACUCCCGAGAGUUCUGGCAAGUGCUUGAGGCUCCAGGUGUCUGUCUGCUGCAAGGAGAGCAAGUCGGAGUCAGCCCAUCCUGUUGGAAGCCCAGGAGAGAGCGGCACAUCAGGGUGGCGAGGGGGAGGUGCUCUCAGCCCCCUCUGUCUCUUGCUGCUGUUUCUGCUGCCAAUUCUGCGCCUCCUGCGAGUUCUCUGAGCCAAGCAGACCCCUCCUGCUACGCCCAGGAGCCAGAGCCCUCCCGAGACUCCCUGGAGGAGGGGCCCCUGCCUCUCGAGCUGGGAGCAGUCAAGCCAGCCAGACCAACGGAAGAGUGACGGGGAGGUCAGAGGGUCUGAGGUGACCCUUCCAGGGGCUGGCCCCUCAUCACAGGCCGAAGGGGAGCUGCAUACAGCCCUGGGCACCCUGGAGCCCAGGCA